UGGAUCGACACCUGCUGUAUCGACAAAUCUCACGACCAGGAGCUUCAAGAAGGGAUCAACUCCAUGUUCCGUUGGUUCAGAGAAGGCAACCAUUGCUACGUCUACCUCACCGAUGUGCGACAAAUACUAGCGACGAUAACGACAGACCUUCACAAGUACAAUGGGAGAGAGCCCUCAGAAGCAGCCAGUUGUUCACCCGCGGCUGGACACUAA
This is a messenger RNA of Microdochium trichocladiopsis, 213 nucleotides long. RefSeq lists its product as uncharacterized. The transcript has a single exon. The record is from RefSeq and is a predicted model, not a curated record. NCBI's taxonomy places the organism in Eukaryota, Fungi, Ascomycota, Sordariomycetes, Xylariales, Microdochiaceae. The annotation marks the transcript as partial.